Molecule: messenger RNA, 1318 nt
Organism: Oryza sativa Japonica Group (Japanese rice)
Lineage: Eukaryota; Viridiplantae; Streptophyta; Magnoliopsida; Poales; Poaceae
Source: RefSeq, a predicted model, not a curated record
GUCCAUCCACAGAAGAAGUGGAUCCUUUGGGUGGGUCAGAUCGAACCCGCAGAACACCGAGCUCGCUCUCGCGGCGUCUCCCAUGGCGGAAGCCGACGCGCAAACCCAGAGCCGCGCCCACUCCUCGACGGCGGCGCCGGUGGCGGGGGAGACGGCCGGCGAACCAGUCGGGUUUCCCCAGAAUGGCGCUAUAAAUGGGGCUCCUUUGAUGUUUCCGGUGAUGUACCCUAUGCUUAUGACGGGUAUGCAUCCUCAGCAGAGCCUGGAUGAUCAGGCUCAGGGUCCAGGGAUCUAUGCCAUACAGCAGAAUCAAUUCAUGGGGAGUACUCUCAUGCCACUCACUUACAGGAUUCCAACGGAAAGUGUCGGUGCUGUGGCUGGUGAAGAGCAAGCACAGGAUGCUAGGCAACAACAUGGCCCUCAGAGACAAGUUGUUGUGAGGAGGUUUCACUUUGCUUUUCAGCUUGACUUGGCCCUGAUCAUCAAGUUAGCAGCAGUUGUCUUUCUGUUUAGCCAGGAAGGAUCAAAACAAAGGCUGUUUCUUCUCAUACUGUUUGCCUCAGUGAUUUACUUAUAUCAAACUGGCGCAAUUACACCUUUACUAAGAUGGCUGCAGCGAGCAGGAGGUGCUGCUGCUCGUCCUCCACAGGCUCCAGCUCGCCCAGAGAAUCGUGCUCCGCUAGCUGCCCAGAAUGAUGGCAAUGUUCAACCGCCUGGGGGAAAUCUUGCAGACCCAGCAAACAAUGACCAAGCUGCAGAGAACCAGGAACCAGGGGCAGCAGCUGCUAAUGAGAACCAGCAAGAAGUCGAUGGAGAAGGGAACAGGCGCAAUUGGCUUGGAGGCGUCUUUAAAGAGGUCCAAUUGAUUGUUGUAGGGUUUGUUGCAUCACUUCUCCCUGGCUUUCAGCACAAUGACUAGAGCUAAUCCCAUCACUGCCUAAUCUUCCAUUGGCAAUGUAACUGUUUAUUGUGAGAUAGGCGUGAACAGAAAAAUGGUACAAAGCAGCACAAAGAAGAGUUUGUUAUAGAACAAAAAAUGGUGGCGUUGUUAAUAUUGUUUUCUUCCAAGUGCUAUUGUUAUAUUUUGUUUCUAAUGCGGCAUGAGUAUAUGACUUGCUGGGAGUUACCACUUUCACUAUCUAGAAUAAUAUGACUAUAUAUGACUUGAAGAACUUGGGUCUUUCCAUGGGCAGAAGUAUGUAUAUUCUGCAGCCGUCAACAGACCGUAUGUAAAAUGUGAUUGAACUGUUUGUAUGUGUUGGUUGUUGAUUGUCAUGUCCUAGCAGAUAUGACCGUAUGAGGUUUGAUUUGCUACUCA